This is a messenger RNA of Trematomus bernacchii (emerald rockcod), 3686 nucleotides long. RefSeq names its product myotonin-protein kinase. Gene Ontology annotation, molecular function: ATP binding; protein serine/threonine kinase activity. The coding region runs from base 849 to 2678 and encodes 609 amino acids. Gene Ontology annotation, cellular component: cytoskeleton; cytoplasm. The transcript has 15 exons. Gene Ontology annotation, biological process: peptidyl-threonine phosphorylation; actomyosin structure organization. The record is from RefSeq and is a predicted model, not a curated record. NCBI's taxonomy places the organism in Eukaryota, Metazoa, Chordata, Actinopteri, Perciformes, Nototheniidae.
GACAGAGAGUACAGACACAGAGAGCUACUGCAUUAGAGGAGGAAAGAGGGACAGAGUGAGUAAACGGGUAAACAGACGGAGAGCGAAGGAAUUUCAAAUCCACUGAGCUGGGGAGAGGAAACUGUUCUGCAGGAUGGAGACAUGACAUGAGCAGGACUGAGAGGGGAGACAGGGGGGAGAGAUGAGUGACACAGCAGGGACACACAAAUAAUCACGGGGACUCAAAGACAUCCUUGGACGGUUGACAAAAAAGGAGAUUUGCGCUCUUCAAAACAUGACAUGAGUGUAACAGCAACAGUUCAGGUCAGUGGUUCCUGUUUCUGUCACGGGGGGGAGAAAAAGGGGAAACAAGGACAGGUAAUACAAAUGUAAAAAAGUGAUAGACGUAAAAGGGAAAGAGGAUUUGUUUCAGAUCAUACAUGCUUCUCUAUUGGGUCUUGCUGGAGAGGGAGGCAAAGACCAAAAAAGGUCUGGAGUCAGAGCUGGAGAAACUGCAGGCUUGACAGAUGCUGCAGAGCCAUGGGGAGAGGAGAGGGGAGACAGGCAGAGACAAACAGGAGGGAGACAAUAACGUAAGUGACAGUGAACUAUAAGAAACUUGGGGUGUGGUUAGGUGCGAUCCAGAAAGAGUUCCAGAGAGUCAGUGUGUGUGACAGCGGGGGGGUCAGGUGGCUCAGUCCCAAGAAGAAAGUGAGGGCUGGCUGUUACUGUAAGUGUGCUUCAGUGAUUCUAAACAGAGCAACUGUUAACCCUGAGGAAGAAGAGUUUUACUGUAAAUGCGACACCCCAUGGACACCAGGGUUUCAAAGAAAUUCUAAGCCAAACGGACCCCUCACCCACCGGGCACCAUGUCGACGGGCCCUGGCCUUGGUGCACUUGUCCCCGCCGAGGGGCUCCAGUCCACAGGGCCUGUUGGGCUCCAGACCCUGUUGGACCUGCUGGUGGGGGUCUACCAGGAGUUCUACUCCUCACACUUUGCAAGGGAUAAGUACGUCUCUGGCUUCCUGCAAUGGGCCGAGCCCCUGGUGAGGCAGGUGAGAAGGACUCGCAUCAAAAGGGAAGACUUUCAUAUCCUGAAGGUGAUUGGCCGAGGCACAUUCAGUGAGGUUGCUGUGGCAAGGAUGAGAAGCACACAGCAAGUGUAUGCUCUGAAGAUCAUGAAUAAGUGGGACAUGCUGAGGCGAGGAGAGACAGCGUGUUACCAGGAGGAGAGGGAGGUGUUACUCAGGGGCGACCGAUGCUGGAUCACAGAGCUGCACUAUGCCUUUCAGGAUGACAACUACCUGUACCUGGUGAUGGAUUACUAUGUAGGGGGGGACCUGCUGACUCUGCUCAGUAAGUUUGGAGACCGGAUCCACGAAGACAUGGCUCAGUUCUACUUGGCUGAGAUGAUCAUGGCAAUUGACUCCAUCCACAGACUGGGAUAUGUACACAGAGACAUCAAACCUGACAACAUCCUGCUGACAGCGGAUGGACACAUACGACUAGGGGACUUUGGUUCCUGUCUGAGGCUCCUCGAGGAUGGGAUGGUUCACUCGUCACUAGCAGUAGGGACCCCUGACUAUUUGUCUCCAGAGAUUUUAAGGGCCGUAGAGGGGGCUGGAGGUUAUGGUCCUGAAUGUGACUGGUGGGCUCUGGGUAUCUGUGCCUAUGAGAUGAUGCUGGGGACCACACCCUUCUUUGCAGAGUCCAUCUCGGAAACAUACGCAAAGAUCAUCAACUUCCAGGAGUAUUUCGAAUUCCCUUCUUCUGGCCCUGAGAUUUCAGACAAGGCUCGUUCCUUCAUCACUGGGCUCAUCUGUGAAAGGGAAGUCCGUCUGGGAAGGAAAGGCUUCAGUGACUUCAGGAGCAAUCCCUUCUUCUGUGGACUGGACUGGGCUUCCCUGCAUAAACUCCCAGCCCCCUUCCUGCCUGAAGUGUCUAAUCCAACGGACACCUCCAACUUCGACAUCCUGGAUGACUGUCUCAGUGAAAUGGAGACGCUGUCUGAUGUAAUGGACAGAGCUCCAAUUGGGGUGCACUUGGCUUUUGUUGGAUACUCUUACACCGCAACCUGUCAGACGGGUGCCAUCGACCGCAGUCUAGACAUCAUGAUGCAGAUUGACCACUCAAGUCUCAGGGACUGUGAGAGCCGUUACACACCGGAGAAACUGAGUCAGCAGUGGCAGCUCACAGACAAUCUGCCAGAUGAGCUGUCUGCAUUGCUGGAGCUUCCACUCACUUUAGAGCAAGAUCCAACUGCAUCCACCCACACCACCACUGAGGAAGAGGAGGAGGAGAAUGAGGAGGAGGAUGUGGAGGAGACCGACCAAAUAUCCGGACUCCAUGAAGACUUGCAGAGGCGGUUACAGGAGGCAGAGAGGAGAUAUUGUGAGCUGGAGAAAGAAAUGGAGAGGUUGAAGGGGGAGAUGCAGGACUGGAGAGCCCCCAAGGAGACAGCACUGAGUCUCUGCCCAGCAUCUCUUGCUCUGCCUGCCCACUGUGUGGAUGCACCAAGGGAUAGGGAGAGAGCGCCCCCUGCCUGCCGUUACCCGCUGGUGAUUCCUCUCCACCGACACCUGCUCCUGUUCCACAGGGUUCGCCUGCCACAGGUGACGAGUGAGUCCUACCUGCUGGUGUGUGCCAAAGGGGGGGAGCUCCAAGCAUGGCAGAGAACCUGUUACACUGAGCUCUCCUGAAUGCAUUUUCAAGGUGGCAUAUAAUGACUUCUCCUAAUAUAACAAGACAAAGGACUGAGGCCAUGCUUUGCCGGAAACAGGAAAAGCAGGACUGCAAGGGGAGCUGCGGAGGGUGUCGGUACUGUACACAACUUUUAAAAUUAAGUGUUCCAACUGAUAUGAGGAGGAAGGGGGCUCAGACUGCUGGGAGCUAAUGAGGAAGAAAUGAUGAUGACAUCUUCUGACCUACCUUGCCUGCUUACCAGAUGGACAGUCAUGAUAGAGAUGCACUGAGUUUUGAGCACAGUGAGAAAAACACUCACUUUAAUGUGUGACAAUGACAAUCAGGUUUCAGUGACACACAGAGGGUUAGAAUCUCUUUUGUAUCAUGUAUCUGCACCUUUGGGUGUUUUGGUCUUGUGUUGCACUCCUAUAGGCAUGUUUUUGCUGUGCCUGUAUUUAUAUUCAAGGGUUACUAAUAAUGACCCAGAUAUAUUUGUAUAUUAACUUGGGCCAUACCAUCAUAGGCUCUGAACGUGUAAAGGGUGUGCUGCAUAGAUACAGGCAAACAUUAUGGAGGAUUGAGAUUAAUCAUUUCACUAUUACAAUUUAUCUCUCUAUACAAUUGUCUAAGUGGCUAUUUCAAAGCCCUCCACACAUUGCCAGAAUUAUAAUUAUGAUUAUAGUUGAACGUGUUUGAAUUUGUUUGGUGUCAAUUUGUAAAAUUUGAGAAAUAACCAGAAUCAGGCUUAAAAGCCUAUGAUGUAUAAUUUGUGUUUUAUUGAAGAAUGUGAGCUUGUCCUCAGGUGGAUGUGAACCCCUACAUUUCCCUUGUUCUCUCUACAUCCCCAACCUUUACAGUGACAGUGACCUUCAAUUCUGCCAUUAAAACAUUUAAAAGUUGUAUUGAAAACAAAACAUGAACUCAAAUUUGAAACAUUGAUGUUCUUACACUUGCAUUCAAAAAGGUUGUAUUUACACUGAAAAAUGAAUGGCACUGAAACAAUUAAAUACUGUCUUUAAACAUUA